Molecule: messenger RNA, 948 nt
Organism: Striga hermonthica
Lineage: Eukaryota; Viridiplantae; Streptophyta; Magnoliopsida; Lamiales; Orobanchaceae
Source: the annotation of a GenBank genome assembly
AUGCAUAGUCCUUGCUUUCUGGUCCAAGUCUGCAGGAAAUGGAGAAACUUAGCCUCGGAUGAUAUUCUAUGGUCUAAUCUCUUUAAUAAAAGAUGGGGCAUUGAUCAUGACCGCACCACAUUUGAUUCUCCUGUCGGUUCGAAAUCAUGGAAAGACAUCUACAUUGUUGAAGAACGUUGUGAUCGAUUUGGAUUGGGCUGGAAGAUCAUAAGGGAAGGAUAUGAUUAUUUCUUAAUUCAUAAAGGUGAGAUCCAACGGCAUCUAGUGUCGAGACGAGUAGAAUCUCGACCGUACAGGUGGCCUAACAGUAGAAAAUCAGAACCUGUGGAUGAUCAAACGCGCUCGAUCAUCGUUGAUAGUAUUAUUUUCGUCAUUGGGGACAUGGAGAAUGAUUCAAUGCAAUCAAAACGAAGUCGAUUGGGUUCCAGCCCCACUAUACAGAGUUGCAGUCAAUCCCUAGCUCUAAUCCCCGGCCCCACAGUGAUUUCGGGAGUUAAAUCUAAGACUUGUGACAGUGGCUUUCAGUUAGUCCGAAGCUGUACACUCUUGGGCGACCAGCGGGUCGACUACUUCAGGUAUCUGCAAUAUGCUCCUCCCAGGUUUCGAUCCCGCCACCCGGUGCUUGCAAGCGAACCUGCGGCCCCCCAUCCCACCAACUGCGCUACGCCCCGGGAGCUAUUUAUUUUUUACUUUUUAUCUCUUCUGGUGACAUCCCACGCCUGCUGCUCCUCCAACGUCUGCCGCCGCUCCAACUCCAGAAUUAGAGUCGACGUCCAUUCGGCCGAGCCCUUCGACGUUGUCGCCUCGUUCUCCUGCGCACCAGCGCUCCCGUUGCUACCGCCUCAACACUUUAAACCCCGCCGCAAUUCCGUCAAGACGCAACCACCGUCGCUGCGAGUCACAACAUCAAAUUCCGGCAAGGCCCAAUUUUGCGAUUUCGGAUUUUAA